GGGGUCGGUGGGGGUUGCUUCGUAGGUCGCUCAUUCUGGCGUGGGUAGAGCAACCUUCGCCAGUAGUAUCGCGGUGACGAGCAGACGCGGUUGUCUUUCACCUCUCUCUCUCUCUCUCUCUUCUCUCCGCCGAUCUUCCUCGAUUUUCGACGUUCAGUGUCCCGUUACUGCCACUCUCGAAAACGGCUUCAUCAAUCGGAGCAGAGAUUGCUCGAACGAGGAACGACGAACCGCCUGCGGCCGUUGGCCGGCGGAGGGACCCGAUCGGGAAGAUAUGAAAGGCGAACGAUCGCCCAUUUCAGUGGGGACCAGUUUGGGAGUGAAAGGAUGAACAAAAAUAUGUCGAAAGCUGGAGCAACGGUAUCUCCGUUAUUCCCCCCGUCGCGGGCCACACCGUCCCCCUCGUCUGUCCUCAGAGUAACUUCCGCGAUCGCCUCGACCACGGAUUACACGAGCAUAGGGAGUAUGUACGGUGUGAUCGAUCAGAUGGUGUUGAAAGAGGAGGACGAGGAACAGUUGAGCAUGGGAGAGAAGUACGUGCCGUACGAAGAUCGGCCGGAAACUUAUAUCGUGCCGAUCGUGUUCCUCCUGAUUCUUCUGAUCGGGCUCACAGGAAACGGGGUGCUCGCGCUCACCAUACUGCGGCACAGUAACAUGAGGAACGUUCCAAACAUUUAUGUAUUCUCGUUGGCGCUUGGAGAUCUCUUGGCACGUGUCCAUUCUUGGUGAAAACUUGUUCUUAUU
Messenger RNA from Apis florea (little honeybee), 744 nucleotides. RefSeq names its product neuropeptide CCHamide-1 receptor-like. Lineage: Eukaryota; Metazoa; Arthropoda; Insecta; Hymenoptera; Apidae. Gene Ontology annotation, molecular function: neuropeptide Y receptor activity. Gene Ontology annotation, biological process: G protein-coupled receptor signaling pathway. The record is from RefSeq and is a predicted model, not a curated record. Gene Ontology annotation, cellular component: plasma membrane.